UCGGCGAAACACAUGGCCAGUAGACAGUAGUAUUCGUUUCGACGUGGUCGUAUAUACAUUCGUGCACUCCGUCCUCUAGAAAUACUCGUACUUCUUCGUACCGGAGUCUCCAGAAUAAUAAAAAGACAAUGGCACCCAAAAUCAUGUUGCUGAUCACCUUGUCGGUUGCGUCCGCCGUGCUAGUCUCCGCCGCUUCCCCGCCGUUCCAAGAACGCAAAGCCAUAGUCGUUCUCAAGGGACCCGGCCAGGUGAGCGGUAACGUGACAUUUAUCCAGGCUAAUCGCGGUGGCCCGGUCACGAUAACAGGAGUGGUGUCCGGUCUUACCGAAGGACCACACGGUUUCCACGUUCACGAGAAGGGAGAUGUUACCAACGGAUGCAUAUCCACCGGAUCGCACUUCAACCCACAAGGGAACAAACACGGCGGCCCCAACGACGAGACCAGACACGCCGGAGACUUGGGCAACAUCCAAGCGGACAACACGGGGGUGGCACAGUUCUCCUACUCGGACUCUCUCAUCUCACUGGUCGGCGCCCACAACAUCCUGGGUCGCGCAGUGGUCGUGCACGCCGACACCGACGAUAUGGGCCGCGGAGGGUUCACCGACAGCCUGACAACCGGACACGCCGGUUCCAGGGUUGCAUGCGGAGUCAUCGGAAUCCUUGAUCCGAUCACGCCAUGGGACAAGUCGGCGGGUCACCGAAGUCAGUCCACAUCGCACGUCUUGUUGCUGACCGCCGUGGCCGCGAUAUCGUCCAUGUUGGCCGCCAACUCGUUUUAAACGCCCACACGCCGACGAUAUCCACCUGCACUUCCAUCUCUACGCCUCCAAAAAACUCCCAUUACGCGAAGGUCCUCUCUUUUUCUCUUAACAAUAUUUAUGAAAGUACUUUUUGUAAUUUUUUUUUUUAUGCAAAUCUGCGUGAUCGAGCAUUUCUUCAUCUCGAGAUGACUAUAAGAAAACCGCGACGGAGCACAAUAUUAUAUACCUAUAUCUACAGCGGUUACUACCUUCUUGACCAGCAGUAACCUUAUAUAGGUAUACAUCACGACUAUAUAUAUAUGUAUAGGUAUGA
Molecule: messenger RNA, 1077 nt
Organism: Myzus persicae (green peach aphid)
Lineage: Eukaryota; Metazoa; Arthropoda; Insecta; Hemiptera; Aphididae
Product: superoxide dismutase [Cu-Zn] 1-like
Exons: 5
Coding region: 129-782 (217 amino acids)
Biological process (GO): removal of superoxide radicals
Molecular function (GO): copper ion binding; superoxide dismutase activity
Source: RefSeq, a predicted model, not a curated record